AUGCUGAAGUAUAACAACAUCAUCAUCUUUGGUGCUACGGGGGAUGUGGGCUCCGCAGCCGCUCUGCAAGCCCACCAUGAGGGAGCCACGGUUUCGCUGGCGACGCGCAACCUGUCCAAAUCCAUCCCCCAACUCGCUCAUAUACCGUUCAAGAGAUACCAGGCCGACCUGACCCGGCCCAGUACCCUAGCUGCGGCCGUUUGCGACGCUGGUGCCAAGGCGGCUUUUAUCUAUGGUGUGUUCGACGACCAGGACUUUAUGAGAGGCGCUCUCCGUACUCUCAAAGCAGCCGGAGUUGAGUUUGUGGUCUUUCUAAGCAGCUUUCUCAUCCUCACCGAUAUUCACAACGUGGACCCCUCUGAUAUCGUUCCCUGGGAGCACGCCCAGGUGGAAAUUGCACUUGAAGAAGUCUAUGGACGUGAUUCGUACGUGACUGUGCGACCGGCCUUUUACGCCAGCAAUCUAUUCCACCAAAAGCAGGCCAUCCAGCAAGGCGAGGUGAGGCUUCCCAACCCGGAGGCGAAGUUUGACUUCAUCUCCUCGAAGGAUAUUGGUCAGGUUGCUGGGACGAUUCUAGCCCACGGUGCCCAGGAACAUAUUGUGCGACUGUUGGGACCCGAGAGGAUGACUUUGAGGGAGGCUGUGGGAAUCAUUGGGGAGGCUCUAAGUCAAAUAGUCCGGGUGACCGCAGUCUCCCGCGAGGAAGGUGCUGCGCAAUUGGAAGCCGCCGGUGUCCCGCCCCCAAUGGUUCAAUGGCACCUUCAUAACGUUAUCGACCGUGCUUCCUUGUAUCUUGAAAGCUCCGAGGCUCUCAUAACUGGCGACAAUAUUUCAAAAUAUGCCCAUCACCCUCCACAACGCUUUCGCGACUGGGUGGAGGAACACAAGGCACGGUUUCUGGGCUGA
Aspergillus tubingensis is the source of this 906-nucleotide messenger RNA. RefSeq names its product NAD(P)-binding protein. The transcript has a single exon. The coding region runs from base 1 to 906 and encodes 301 amino acids. The record is from RefSeq and is a predicted model, not a curated record. Lineage: Eukaryota; Fungi; Ascomycota; Eurotiomycetes; Eurotiales; Aspergillaceae.